AUUCUGCUGAGCAGGCUGCACCGGGAGGAAGAGGAGGACGAGUACCUGAGUGGACGUCGUGUCCUUCGCCCCCCUACAAAAAUGGCGGCAACAUGGGAUGUUACUCUGUUUGAGGGGUGUUGAGAUUUUGAGCAAUGGCCUCAAAAAAGGCUCACCCAAGUUGACUCAGACUUUUUUAUUGUUCUUUCUAUGUUCCAAGAACACAGCUGAAUAACUCAAGGCCUUUCUACGCUGCUGUCGGCAGCACGGUGACAAGAAGCAUCUCUGGAAUAUCUCCUAUGCGGAUCAGCAGGGUGGAGUUUCAAGUAUCAGGAAUUCAAGGAAUCAUCAAGAUGCUGCAGCUGGAGCCGCAGAUGAGGACUUCAGUCUCUCCUCCCGCCAGGAAGCCAGAGCCACAGCCCUGCCCCCAGCAGCAUGGACUAUUACACGCCGCAGCCAAGUCGUCGACACAACCCAGUGGACAGCAUCUGCCGCAAGCUGCAGACCAUUCAGUGGCGUGGUGACCGAGAGCCCAAUUCACCUUUCCAGAUUCCCAAGCUUUCCUCGAGCAGCUACGACAGCCCCCAGUGUGGCCUCAGGCACAACCUGGAAGCCAUCCUGAAGAAGAGCGCCCUCUACAGAGACGAGGGGGAGAGGGGGAAGGAGAAGGAGAAGAAGGAGAAGGUAAAGGAGAAGGGGAGUGGGAGUGGGAUGCCGACCUCUGCAUCUUCCCAGAAGAGCAGCAUGGGUCCCGCUGUCCCUCUGUCAACACCUUCCACGCCUGCACGCAACCCACCAACACCGGCUAACAUCACGUACACUAUCACCAGCACUCUGGGAGAGAGGCGAGGUGCAGAUGGGAGCGAUUUAAGACAAGUUAAGACGUGGCAGAAGUAUUGUUCAACGCCCACAGGCCAACCCAAGGACUCCCCUUACUUCACAGUCACACGAGGACCUGUGCAGUCUGAGAGCGAGAGGCCGAGCAGCAGCAGCCCGCCUCUGUCUCGCACCUUCACGCCCAGUCUCGGCACCCUCUCCUACAACCUCAACUUCUGCUCUGCGGAGACGACGAACUCCACAGAGUGCGAGCUGUCCUACCCUGCUCUGGUAGUGAAACGACUGUCCAUGGGAGAUGGAGUGGCCUCUGAAAACUACAGGAAGGAGAAUAUGGCAGAAAUCAGCCUCAUCUGCGAGGAGAAUCUGCUCGAUACCAUCUUCCAUGCUUGUGACACGCAGCGUCGAGGUAAAGUGUUCGUGUCCCACAUUGUGGACUACCUGCGGCACACCACCAGUCGAAGCUCAGAAGACAGCGGCCUGGAGGAGCUUUGCAACAUGCUGGACCCGGAACAGAAAGACGUCUCCAUUGACCUGGACACCUACCAUGCGGUCAUGAAGGAGUGGAUUGACGACUGCAGGAACAACGGGGAAGAACCGACAAACGACCUCACUCAAGAGUCGGUCAAGGUCAUUGACAGCCUGUCUGCCAAGAGGUCAAUGCUGCUCAAUAUGACCUCAGGAAGCUUGGAGGCCUUCGGAGGGGAGGCAUCCAGAGUAGAAUUUGAAACGUCAGACCUGGUGUAUUGCGUCGCUGACCUCCAGAUGUGCAACCAAAAGCUCCAGGAGGAGGUGAGGAAGCUGAAGCAGGUGGUGGAGGGCAUGGAGGACACCAACCAGAGGCUGGCGGAGGACAACGAGCAUCUACGCAACCAGGCCAGGGUUAGCCAGCUGCUCGCCCAGAAGGAGAAACUGCUGAAGGAGGAGGUGGAGGAGAUGAAGGCGACUCUGAGCUGUACAGAGGAGGGCAGAGCCCGCGCCUCCGCACACAGCAAACAUGUGGAGAGAGAAAACCAGAGUCUGAUUGUCAGGAUUGGUUCCCUUCAGGAGGAGAACUUCAAGGUCACCAUGGAGACAGACGAGCUCCAGAGGAGGAUAGCCGAGCUGUGUAACAUUAACGCUGACCUUCAGGUGCAAAUCCACUCUUUUGAUACUGUCGUUGGUGAGAAGGAGGCUGUGAUACAUGAGAGAAGCAAACAGAUAGAAGAGCUGAGGGCCGCAGUGGAGGAAUACUCCUCCAUCACUCAGCUGCUGAGGGCAGACAAGAACAAGCUGGAGAGCCAGGUUCAGAUGAUGCAUCCAGACCUCGCUGGGGCCGGCCUGUCCCUGUCGGUGGCCUACAGGUUGAACCAGAGCACCUCAGGAUCCCUACAGACGGAACUGGCUCUGGCUCAGUCACCACUGGAGACUCUUCAUGGCGCUGACCAUUUGUCCACGACUAUGAGCGUCACCUCUUCGCUGGAUGAGACGCUGGACAGAGAGGUGUUUCUGAUGCUGCAGGGGCCCAGUCCCGAACAAAUGGCGCUGGAGUUCAAGACACUACUGAACAAACUGAAAAGGGAUUUCAGGGAAGAAUUGGACUCGGUCUUAUCUACGGUUAGAGGCUUGUUGGACGACCACACGCAGCCAAAGGGCAACACGGACACUGGUCUGCAGACGGUGCAGGCCAAGCUGGAUGCGAGGAGGGCGGACUGGGCCCUCAGCCUGGACCAGCUGGCCCAGUACACAGACUCCCUGGAGAAGGAGCUGAUCAAAAUGGCCAGUAACAUGAGGAGGUCCCGCACUGAGAUCCUCCACCUCUCAGUCAGGGUGCAGGAGCAGGAGAACCAGAAGCGGCAGCUGUGUGAGGAGCUGGAUCAGCUGAAGACGCCCCAGGACAGCAGAGAGGCCUCAUGCCAGACGCCUGCACCAGAGGAAGAGCCUGGAGAUGGAGAUGGAGACCUGGACUGGGACGAGGAGUUCGCCCUUCAAGACUUUUUAAAGAACGAGCUGGCGGAGAAGAACUGCCGGAUGCAGGAUGGGCAAGCAGAUGGCAGGCCUGAGGAAACAGGGGAUAAAGUGACGGACAGAGGGGAAGAGGAGGAAGGGGACGAGAGGUGGAUGGUGGUGGACACAGUGGUGGAGGGAGAGAUCAGGGACACGUCGACUCCUCUGUCCGUCCUCUCUGGGGAGACCCGGCCCGGGCAGAGCUUGGAAGAGAGCCAAGACACUGCAGCCUGCACCGAGUCAGAGGCGGAGGUGAACUCUCAAUCUUUGCAGGAAGAGGCAGCAGUGCUAUUAGGCGCCCACUCACAAGCUGUCAGCAUCAGACACCCAGAGGCGGAUGCUCUCCCUGCUCCGUCCCACUCGGAGAACAAUGCAGACGUCUCUGAAGCUGCCGAGUCUCCCUCCGAAAAUGUAAGCAGCUCACCUGAACAGGAUCAAACUGUCACACCUGGUCAGACCCCUCCCACAGCAGCGGAGAUGGUUUCCCCUGACAACACAUCGCCUGGACCAGAGACCGUUACCGCUAAUGAGAGCACCCAGCCGACCCGUGAGGACCAGGAGAAGAAAGGCGAGGCGGACUCGAGCACCGGAGACAACAUGAGCUGUGUUCAGAGCCUGAGCCAGGACCAGCUGGCAGACAGAUCGACAGCGGAGGACAGCACGAGCCUACUACCUGUGUUGGUGGAGGAGGAGGAGGAGAGUGUGCAGGAGAGUACAGCCGAGGCUUCAACAGUAGCGGUCAGCAUGGAAGGGACGGACCGACUCGACUGCACCAACUCAUCCAACAGCAGCUCUCCUCAGUCGGGAGCGGCCCUAACACACGCCACCCAAUCGGGGAGCGGCACGGGCAGCGUAACCUCUGACCUUGGCCAAUCGGAGGAUAAUGCAGCCAUAAAGGACUGUGGCAAAAAUAAGAGGGAACUGGAGGUGUCACGCAGCAUGGAGGCCAUCGAGGAGCAGAAGGUUCUGGAGGACCACAGUGAGACCGGCAAGACCGAUGGGAAGAAAACUGAAACAUCCAUGACCUCUGGCGCCUUGAAAGACGGCAGGAUCAGCCUGUCACCCAAUGACAAAGAGAUUGAGGCGGAGUUCCAGCGUCUGGCGUUGGGCUUCAAGUGCGACAUGUUCACGAUGGAGAAGAGACUGCGGCUGGAGGAGCGGUCACGUGACCUGGCUGAAGAGAACGUCCGCAGAGAGGUGUCCAGCUGCCAGGGGUUACUGCAGGCUUUGACUCCUCUGUGUGAGGAUGACAACCAGUCCAUGGAGAUCAUCCUGAGACUCCAGAAGAACCUGGACAUCCUCAUCCAGUCCAUGACCAGGGUGUCCAGUCGCUCGGAGAUGCUCGGAGCUAUUCACCAGGAGAGUCGUAUUGGAAAGGCCGUGGAGGUGAUGAUCCAGCACGUGGAGAACCUGAGGAGGAUGUACACGAAGGAGCACGCCGAGCUGCUGGAACUGAGAGAGACGCUCAUGCAGAACGAGAGGUCGUUCGGAUCACAAACUGAAAGAGACGAUUUCCGUGGCAGGGGUAAGACAACAUCACAGUACUACAAGCCAUCAACCCGCCGGGUCAGCAUAGCAGCGAUCCCUCGCACUGGUGGAGGCAACAUGCACUUUGACAUGUCCAAAACACAAGACGGUUCAGAGGCUGAAACAGAGAGACUGACCAGGAGAUCCCCGUGGAACGUGGCAGGGAAGAGCACGGCGCGUCCCCCACUAAAGCGCUUUGUUAGCUCUGCGGCCUGGGUUGACACUGAAGAGCCCGCUCUCAUGAUGAAGGGGACGGCCUGCGACAACACCGACUGGCAGUCGGAGGACGAGCAGCAGCAGCAGCAGCAGAAGGAGGAGCCUGUGGCAGAGAGGAGGAGGUCCAGCCUCAGUGAGCUGGGCAGCAUAAUCACCUCCUUCAUUCUGCCCCUCAAGACGUUAGUCCAACCAAAAUAGCCACAACUAGCCUACUGCAGCACCACUUCCUGCCAGCAAAGACAAGAGGCCUGGUGCAUAGUGGAAGAGUUCAUCAUUUAGCUGAGGUUCCAUUAGCUGCACACUCACAUUGUCAUUUUUGGCAUUAGAUGAGCCAUUGUAGCUGUCCCUGCUCAUGCCAACUACUCAAUCAAACCUUACACUGAUGUGUUUGUAUCAUAUCCUGUAGUUAGAAGUGUGCUGAGCAUGUGGAACCUCCUAAGUGAUGAAAGUAUUUCAUUACACAGGUCUGCGCUGGACUAGCUUCUUCUUUGCUCCAGGGCCUCGGCGGCUUUCAAUCAUGUUUACAGAGCAUUUUCACUGUGAGGUUCAGAAAUGAAUCCUCUCCUUCAGCUGCUAACUGAUUCUGGAUCAGCGGAAAUUAUAUCAGAAGCUUUGUGAUUUCAUGCAUGGGUCUCAUUUUCUGACUUGCACGGUGCAAAGCAUCGAAUUUUACUGGGCUUUGUCUUCUGUCAUUUACUAACAUGUCCGUGCACUUUCAUUUGAAACGCUGCACUCUGAUCAUUGUUUUUAUUUGUUUGGGGCAACUGAGCAUUUUGUGUAAGCGGAUCCUGUCUCAAUCUGAGCUCUCCUUUCCUUCUCUUUCUCCCUCAACGUGGCUCAGGAGUCAGGAUGAGCUGUUUGUCAUGCUGUAAGUGUGUGGGACAGAGAACCCAAAGUGGGAAGUGCUUGUGAAUUCUGUCUUUUAGAAGGAGAAAACAAUAAAUGCAUGCAAAAGGCCUGUUCUCAGGUAGGCGUGCCAGUCAAAGGCCACCCGCAGCCUCGCACUGACUCAUCAGGACUGUGAAGUGUUUUGAAGCAGCACUCCUACUGUUGACAUAUUCCUGGCCAAAAUCAUCUGCUGCCUUUUGCCUAACCAGUCAUCGCUCAUCUGCACCUGCCUGCCUUUACCUGCUCUCCUGACAGCUUUUUCUUUACGCUGAUGAACAUAAUAUGAAUGGUUUGGGAUAUUUAACGCUGUUUGAGACGGGUGAAAAGAUUCACUGUGUAUCCAAAGGCAACCCUAGAUUGCACCGAGCAGCAGCUAAUUCACUCGCUGACAUUCCUUGCUUAAGUUACCAUGACUGACUCCCGUCCCUGUGAGUCAUUUUUGGUAACUCAUUCACUCUCUUGCUUCAUCUGAUACCAUUUCUUUCCAUCAAUCUCUCGUGGCUCGUUGUCUGUCCAUCCUGCGGCAACAUCUAAUUCUCUUUCCCUGCCCUCUUCCAGUCCGAGCCCUCCCGCCAGCCCAACGUCAACAGACCCAGGAGUGACCCAGUCCCUGUCCCACAGCCUGACCUCCUCCCGGGAAGCCGCGGCAGCAGCUGUAGCCAGAGGUGGCAGGGGGCUCUGGCUUUGGUUGGCCUUAUUGCU
Messenger RNA from Hippoglossus stenolepis (Pacific halibut), 6132 nucleotides. RefSeq names its product lymphoid-restricted membrane protein. The transcript is spliced from 37 exons. Gene Ontology annotation, cellular component: endoplasmic reticulum membrane. The record is from RefSeq and is a predicted model, not a curated record. The coding region runs from base 415 to 4740 and encodes 1441 amino acids. Lineage: Eukaryota; Metazoa; Chordata; Actinopteri; Pleuronectiformes; Pleuronectidae.